AUGUCACAAACACCUUUGCCGCCACCCCCUCCUCCACAAUGGGUUGUUGCGCUCAACUCCCCGAUGCCGCGCCCUUCAAAGGCCGCAUCUAGUAUUCCAGACCCUCCAGGAUUCUCGAGCAGCCGGGGAGGCAAGCAGCGCCAACAGCAGCAGCAACAGGCUACAGCCAAGAAACCCGAAGAUACCGAUGCGCUUAAGAUGAAGAAGGCAUGGGAGAUCGCCAUCGCCCCGUCCAAGCAGAUCCCGAUGAACGCCAUCAUGAUGUACAUGUCCGGCAACAGCCUUCAGAUUUUCAGCAUUAUGAUGGUUAUGAUGCUGUUCAAGGGUCCUAUUCAGGGCUUGAUUAAUACCAACGCGGCGUUCGCCAAGUACGAGACCGAGUCGACACAUUCACGUCUGCUAGGAGUGAAGAUUGUCUACAUGUUGAUGCAGCUGCUAUUGUUGGCAUUAGGAAUUUGGAAGGUUAAUGCGAUGGGUCUAUUGCCAACCACGAGAUCGGAUUGGCUAGCGUGGGAGUCGGAACGUCAACCCUUGGAGCAUGCCCAUUUUGCUUUCAGGUGA
Molecule: messenger RNA, 561 nt
Organism: Penicillium antarcticum
Lineage: Eukaryota; Fungi; Ascomycota; Eurotiomycetes; Eurotiales; Aspergillaceae
Product: ER membrane protein complex subunit 4
Exons: 3
Coding region: 1-561 (186 amino acids)
Biological process (GO): protein folding in endoplasmic reticulum
Cellular component (GO): EMC complex
Source: RefSeq, a predicted model, not a curated record